GGUACAAAAUGGCUUACAGCGUGACUCUGAAUGGACCCGGACCAUGGGGUUUCCGACUGCAAGGGGGCAAGGACUUCAACAUGCCCUUGACCAUCUCUAGAAUCACCCCUGGCAGCAAGGCAGCACAGUCACAGAUGAACCAAGGGGACCUUGUGGUAGCCAUUGAUGGAGUCAACACUGACAGUAUGACCCACUUAGAGGCCCAGAACAAGAUCAAGUCAGCCAGCCACAACUUGAGCCUCACUCUUCAGAAAUCUAAACGUCCAGUGCCAGUUUCAACCACAGCGCCCAAAAUUGACUCUCCCAGGGCUGUAAUUCCCCACCAGAAGGUCAUAACCAACACCACUGCCAACACGGAGUUCACGGAGCGUUUCAACCCCAAUAUCCUGAAGGACUCUGCCCUGUCUACACACAAACCCAUUGAGGUGAAGGGCCUAGGCGGCAAGGCUACUAUAAUUCACGCCCAGUAUAACACCCCGAUCAGCAUGUAUUCCCAAGAUGCUAUCAUGGAUGCAAUUGCAGGCCAGGCACAAGCCCAGGGUGGAGAAUUUGCUAGUACCCUUCCUAUUAAAGAUACUCACGUAGACAGUGCCUCUCCUGUGUAUCAGGCUGUGCUUAAAACUCAGAACAAGCCUGAAGAUGAAACCGAAGACUGGAGUCGCCGUUCUGCCAACCUGCAGUCUAGGUCUUUCCGCAUCCUUGCCCAGAUGACUGGAACGGAGUACAUGCAAGAUCCAGAUGAAGAAGCCCUGAGGAGGUCAAGAGACAAGGAAAAUGUUGCUGCAGCAUCAGGAAACAGUACCCCUGUUGAGCAUGCUCCAGUGUCUACCAGUUCUGCCUCUGCUCCUGCACCACAUGCUUCAGCACAUCAGCCUGCUACUGCCGCUCAAAAUACAGCCAGUCUGAUGACACCACCAGCAACCACCUCAGUAGUGCAGGAGUCUUUCUCAUCCUCCUUCCAAAGAGUGCUUGCAGCCCCCAGCUCUCUUUCACAGCCUAAGCCUUUCCAUGGGUCCAAGAACAUGUCAUUAGCAGCUUCCACUAUUUCGUCUGCUAUCUCAUCUCAGUCUAGUUUCAACCGGCAUUCUUCCACCUCCAUCAGCUACCAGUCAAAGAAGAGAAACACAAGCCAGUCAUAUACACCAAUGCCAGUUUCUGGAAGCUACGGUGAAAGUCCUGCUGCUUCUGCUACUUCAAAACACAGAGUUGUUACUACUGCCAGCAUAAAGCCCUCUGUCUACCAGCCAGCACCAGCACCAGUUCAUUCCUACACCCCUGCCAACACUGAGCCUGCAAGUCGCCCUCCCUGGGUAACAGAUGAAUCCUUUUCCCAGAAAUUUGCACCUGGAAAAACCACCACCACUGUCACAAAGCACAUCCUACCAAGGGGUGCUCCAGUACCAUCUCCUGCCUCAACUUCUGCUUACCCGUCUCCAGCUUCAACUUCUUCCCGGGCUCCUGCAAUAGCCCGGGGAACAGUUCAGAGGGCUGAGCGUUUUCCAGCCAGCAGCCGAACUCCUCUCUGUGGGCACUGUAACAGCAUAAUUCGGGGUCCUUUCCUGGUAGCCAUGGGUCGCUCUUGGCACCCAGAAGAAUUCAAUUGCGCUUACUGCAAGAAAUCCUUGGCUGAUAUGUGCUUUGUGGAAGAGCAGAAUAGCGUGUACUGUGAGCGCUGUUAUGAACAGUUCUUUGCACCAACCUGUGCCAGAUGCCACACUAAGAUCAUGGGGGAAGUGAUGCAUGCCCUAAGACAGACUUGGCACACAAGUUGCUUUGUCUGUGCUGCUUGUAAGAUGCCGUUUGGGAAUAGCCUCUUUCACAUGGAGGAUGGGGAACCUUACUGUGAGAAAGAUUAUAUUGCUUUGUUCAGCACAAAAUGCCAUGGCUGUGAUUUUCCUGUUGAAGCUGGAGAUAAAUUCAUUGAAGCUCUUGGACACACUUGGCAUGACACCUGCUUCAUUUGUGCUGUAUGCCAUGUGAAUUUGGAAGGUCAGCCAUUCUACUCCAAGAAGGAUAAGCCACUGUGCAAGAAGCAUGCCCAUGCCAUCAAUGUUUAAAAGAAGAGUUGGUAGUCUGUAAUGCUGGGGAAAACAGAUGACUAACUGGGCAAUUAUAAAGUUGAUAACCAUGGCUAGCAUUUCUCUUGGUAAAAGCUAGGAAGUUGAUGCUUCUGAAGUUUAACUUUAACCUCUUUCAUAAAUGCAGAACAUGUUUUUGCAAGGUUCAUACAAAAACCUACCGAAUGAACAGUAAAAACAAAUGAACUAGUCCAUUAUUAGAGCAACAGUUGGGGGAAAUAUUGAAAUUAACUAAAAACUGUAAUAUUAAAAGUAAUGCGCAAAUACAGUUUCAAAUGAACUACCCACAGCAGUUUUACUGCUUAGACCACACACUAGUGUUUAAGAACAACUGGAAAAGACCUUUUGUAAUAAGUAAUUUUCUUUCAUAACAAGAAUGAGUAAGUGCCACAUGUACAAUAAUCUGUAGAACUAAAGGCCAUAGCUUUCAAAGGGAAAUAAAUAGAUUAGAGUUUCCUCUAUGAAAAGUGAGUGCGAUUCCAUUAUGUUGUGGUGCUACCUCAUAGCAUCAAAUAUUUUAGAUUCUUUCCAAAUAAGAAGUCUGCCUUGAAUCCAUAUGUAGCUGGGAAGCCUAGAAGACAAUCCGUAACUUAGUUUGAAAAUAAAAGGGAAACAGAAUAAUGCCUUCCAUAACGCAGUAAGAUUGAGAAAAGCAUGUUGGGUCAACCUUGCUAGUGCACUUGGCUUUUAUAUGCACAGUAGAUUAGUUCAUUUUCAAAUCAUAAUGGAAAAGGACAACUGGCUUUCUCCAAAUUGCUCUUACAUUGAAUGGAAUAGAGCUGGCUGGAAAGGCCAGCUUUUAAUUAGAAACCAGUUUUCCUUUCCUCUUGUAGAAAAAAAAUACUCAAAGUUGCUUUCGUUUCUAAUUCCCAUUGAUAUCAGUGGGAGGUCGGAAUCUACAUCUGGACCUUCACAUUGAUGAACAGAGAAGACACACAUUCCUAGCACAGCUAGGAAGUGGGAAAUAGCUUGCAAAAGUUCCCUGCUCUAUCCCACAUGCUUAGGAAAAGGGCAUCUUUUUUUUUUUUUUCCCUAUAGUAAAUUAACAUUGAUUAAAAAUUCAUAAGGCAGCAUAACACCACAGGCACAUACUCUUUAUUACUUUUGUUUGUUUAAAUGCAACACAUCCUGAAUUGUAGUAGUAUUUGCCAUCGUAAAACAGUAGAUAGGCUCCGACAAU
Messenger RNA from Gymnogyps californianus (California condor), 3258 nucleotides. RefSeq names its product LIM domain binding 3 (gene LDB3). Lineage: Eukaryota; Metazoa; Chordata; Aves; Accipitriformes; Cathartidae. Gene Ontology annotation, molecular function: actin binding; muscle alpha-actinin binding. Gene Ontology annotation, biological process: heart development; muscle structure development; actin cytoskeleton organization. The transcript has 17 exons. The record is from RefSeq and is a predicted model, not a curated record. Gene Ontology annotation, cellular component: stress fiber; adherens junction; filamentous actin. Bases 9 to 2057 code for a protein of 682 amino acids.